AUGGCAAGCAUUCAACACCCCCAGUCAACGACUACAGUCUUUCUAGACCAACCGCCCAGUUGCCUGGAGUUCUGCCCCGAGGCCCCAGACCAUUUCAUCGUGGGCACCUAUCUUCUAUCAGAGAACAAAACAGAAGAUGGAGAAAUCGAGCAGUCCAAAACUGGAAGUCUACAACUAUGGAAACUAGACCCUGUUAGCAAAACAUUAUCCCAAAUCCAAAGAAUUGCCGUCCCAUAUGCAGUCUUUGACCUGCAUUUCCACCCAAGACACAAAAAUCUAUUCGCAAUUGCAACCAGCGUGGGAUCAGUGGCUCUAUUCGAAGUAUCCACCACCGGAGAUACAUCCCCAACCCCAAACAUCACCCAACUAUGGACGAAGCAAGUACACGAAGACCCAUCAAUCCCAGCACUAUUCCUCGCCUGGGCACCGCAAAACUGGUUCCCCCAGUCAGCAGCAGAUGGCUUCGCCGUCACGUUCUCAGAUAGCCGGACAGCUGUCUUCGGAACAGAGGGCGAUAUCCGUCAAGAAGAUAGCGUAGCAGAAUGGGGCACCUAUGAAGCCAAACAGAUGAUCGAAGUCUGGUUUGUUGCAUUAUCAACAAGCACCGGAAACCCAGACUCCGAGACCCAAAACCCGUCUGCAACCCCGUUCAUGUUCACGGGCAAUGACUUCGGUUCGCUGCACACGCGCCGAUUCGAUAAUACCACCGAAUUGGAUGAUCCAGAUGAGCAUGUCUCGCCCAUGCUGCUCGAGCAUGAUGAUCGAGCUCGUCACCACACUGCUGGUGUCACUGCUAUCUUGCCUCUCGAUGUUCCCUUGGUCGAUGAUGCCCCGGUUCUUCUGACGGGAUCCUAUGAUGAGAGUCUUCGUGUGUACCAUGCUACGCGGAGGGGAGAGGUUCUUGCCGAGCAAGGUCUGGAUGGUGGGGUUUGGCGACUGCAGUUACUGAAUACCACGAGGAUUCCGGGCUCGGAUGUAUCUGAGUGCCGCUUUUUGGUGCUGGCGAGCUGUAUGCAUGCUGGGACAAGGCUUGUACGGGUUACGUACAAGCACGAAGAUGGGGCUCCGAAUUGGGGGAUUGAGGUUCUGGCGAAGUUUACUGAGCAUGAGAGUAUGAAUUAUGCCAGUGGCGUGUGGGAGGGUGGACAGGACACAACUCGGCCUUCUGAGGUUUUGUGCGUCUCGAGCAGUUUCUAUGAUCGCAGGCUCUGUGUUUGGACUGUUGAUCUAUAG
This is a messenger RNA of Penicillium expansum, 1233 nucleotides long. RefSeq lists its product as uncharacterized. The transcript has 2 exons. Gene Ontology annotation, molecular function: protein binding. Bases 1 to 1233 code for a protein of 410 amino acids. The record is from RefSeq and is a predicted model, not a curated record. Lineage: Eukaryota; Fungi; Ascomycota; Eurotiomycetes; Eurotiales; Aspergillaceae.